AUGACCUCUAUCCUUUCCUCACCUCGAAUCCACGACGACCUCGUCGACAACAAGGAAAACCGAUCGGACUCUCCUUCCCGACUUCCUAUCUCUAACGCUCGAUCGACCAUGUCCAUGUCUCUCCGACCGAGGACGACGAAGCCCACGUCAGACACUCGAUCGACCUUGCACCCUUCGGCAACGUCAUCAGUGUUGGCGAGUAAAAGGAUGAGAUCGCCUUACGAAAGACCUCGACGACCUCCUGCUCGGGGUAAAAACCUUCGUCGACCUAGGGGAGCGGAGAAUAUCGCCCCUCCAUCGACUGGGGGCGAUCUCGAUCUCGGAUCGUUGAGAAGUAUGAGCAUCACCCAGCCGAAGAAGACGAAUGCUACCCACACGCAGCAGCAACAACAACAGCAGCGCCGCUACCCGUCUUACGGCCCGAACCCGACGCACAUGAUCGCACCCGUCAUCACCUCUAAAGGAGGUCGCCGAAAGCCACCCCCUGCAAACCUCAUGCUCGACGGUGGACAUCGACCCCAAAGGCAGUUCCAAUUACCUGGCUUCUAUCCCGUACAACAGUCCCAGCAACAAGACGGACAGGGAUACAUGCCUAUGCAGUUGCAAGCGGGACCGGUCAUGAGGAUCCCUUCUUUCAAGACCGACAUCGGAACGGAGGGCUCGCUCGCGCAGUCAGGAAGUUUCCCGUCGAUUCCAAGCUUGACCUACAGCUCUUCGAUCGGCUCUGGGUUGGGAGCGAGCGGCAGUAGUGGAGCUGGAGUUGGAGUUGGGAGUUCGAGUGGGGCUGGAUCGGGAAAGAUGCAAGUGCCGGUGUCAUUGCCCAGGCCUCCCAUCAUGGACGUACUUGCGCGACGGAUCAUCAAAAGCGAUCCGGACGUCACGGAGUCCAUCGAACACGUCCGAGCCAGGUUGAAGACCAUCUCAGGUGAUCUUCUUCGAGCGGCAGGCCUUUAUCGGCCUCAAUACCCGGCUACCAUGCGAUCGCCUCAUUCCGCUACUCCUACCGCCAAGUCUUCCAGCUCCGCUCUGCCGUCGGCUUCUGUAUCGGACCAGUUCUCUUCCCCUUCGAACUUGUCCACGAUCAAAGAGGACGUCGAACCGCCUUACUCUGCUGGACCCAUGACGGGAUCAACCAUGAGCUCAAAGACCAAUCCCACUGAGUCAACGGAAACGGCCGACUCGCUGGAAGGACCGUUCGAUAUCAUGUUCGAUCAGACGCUCUCUUUCGGCUUGACCGUCGAGGCCGAACGAUACCUGGACGAGCGCGAUGGGAAAGGAUGGACCGAAUUGGCGGGUUGCGAGCCGGACUGUUGUUUGGCGGUGAAGAACACGAAAUCCAAGCCGGUAGGAUGUUCGGAGGAAGAAGAGAAGGAGUACAUGGGUAAAAUGCUGCCUGCACACCAUUUGCUUUACAUCUCACAUUGCGCAAAUUUCCCGCCUCGUCAAGGUCCAGCGCUCGACGAGUCAGGGUUCGCAUUGCCACUCAACGCUUCCUACCACCACGAUCCGUCUACAAGCGACCUCCCCCCGAUCCGAACUACCACGCAACUCCCGCUGGUCCACCUUUCGGUACCUUUUCCCACGCAAUUCAUCACGCUGCAUCAGUACCUCUACCUCCCAAACCCGGCGCGACUCCUGUCCACCCUCCUGGCUCUACCGCCGCCCAUCGUACUGCCCGGUCAGACCGCUUCCAAGUCACCGGCCGAACGACUCGCUACCCUCCCGAUCGGCGCAAUCGUCGAGAGGCUGAGAAACAUCCACAAGAUGUGGAGCAACGUGGUCCAUCUCGGGAUCAAAGACGAGAUGCUGUGGAAAGCCAUGGAACGCGCUUGGAGCGUUGCCAUCGAGGCUUCUCAAGCGCGGGCGAAGUCCACACAGGUGCAACAGCAACAUCAGCAGCAGCAGCACGCACGACAGAAUUUCACCGUUCAAAACAAUCAGAUCGGGUUCAAUUUUCUGUCCUCGCAGACGCUCGAGGCGAUGAUGGGCCCUUCACAUAUGACGUUCCCCUCGGGUCAGAUGUGGCCGGCGCAGCUGGUACACGGCGAGCACAGGCCAGAUCCACUACCGAAUCAUCCGAAGUCGGCGGGUAUCAGCUCGACGGGGCAUGUCAUGGGUCUACCUUCGCAUGACGAAGGGACGACAUUGGCCUGUUAA
Messenger RNA from Filobasidium floriforme, 2157 nucleotides. RefSeq lists its product as uncharacterized. The transcript has 3 exons. The coding region runs from base 1 to 2157 and encodes 718 amino acids. NCBI's taxonomy places the organism in Eukaryota, Fungi, Basidiomycota, Tremellomycetes, Filobasidiales, Filobasidiaceae. The record is from RefSeq and is a predicted model, not a curated record.